UCUUUAGUGCUAUCUCCCUCUCUUGGAUUUAGGGGCCUUUUUUUGGAAUCCAGCAAAACCGACAACAGUCUCUCUUAAAACAUUUGCAUCUCAAACUCAUCAAAGAGAGUAAAUAAAAGACCAUAAACUAUACUUCAAAAAAAGAAAAGGAGGAAAAAGAAAAGAUACAAAAACCUAAAACAAAGACAUCCCUCUUUUAUUCUUCUCUUCAUCUCUUUAGCAAAAAUCUCAUUUUGUAAAUUUUUGCAAAGAAGAAGAGAAGAAAACAAAACUAACAAAAAUGGGUGCGUAUAAAGCUGAAGAUGACUAUGAUUACCUAUUUAAGGUAGUUUUAAUCGGAGAUUCAGGUGUUGGUAAGUCAAAUUUACUCUCUAGAUUUACUAGGAAUGAGUUCAGUCUCGAAUCCAAGUCUACCAUUGGUGUUGAGUUUGCUACUAGGAGUUUGAAUGUUGAUGGUAAAGUCAUCAAAGCUCAGAUUUGGGACACUGCUGGUCAAGAAAGGUACCGUGCCAUUACUAGUGCUUACUACCGAGGAGCUGUUGGCGCACUGCUAGUGUAUGAUGUCACUCGACAUGCCACAUUUGAGAGUGUCGAGAGGUGGUUGAAGGAGUUGAGGAACCACACAGACCCUAACAUUGUCGUAAUGCUCAUUGGAAACAAGUCUGACCUGCGUCACCUUGUUGCUGUCUCAACUGAAGAUGGGACAUCCUUUGCGGAAAGAGAAUCACUUUAUUUCAUGGAGACUUCUGCAUUGGAAGCAACUAAUGUAGAAAAUGCAUUUGCUGAAGUGCUGACUCAAAUUUACCGAAUUGUAAGCAAGAAGGCAGUGGAGACGGGCGAUGAUGGAUCAGCUUCAGCUGUACCUGCCAAAGGUGAAAAAAUAAACAUCAAAGAUGAUGUCUCAGCACUUAAAAGAGUUGGGUGUUGCUCUACUUAGGGCGUAACAAGGAUCUACUGAAUAUUUCUGCUUGAUAUGGUUUGUUUAUUUAGCUUCAUCUGUAAUUUCAUUUCUGUGAAUGAUUCCUUAAGAUAUCAAAACUGGGGAGAUGAUGAAAAGAGAGAUAGUAGCGAAGUAGUAGCCUUGUUUUUAGUAGACUUAUUUGCUGUAAUGAAAACCGAGUGUUAAAGAGAGUUUAAGUACGGAACACAUCUUCCCUAUGUUUCUUGGUUUAGUAUUUAUAUUUAUAUGUAACUUCAGUUUGUGACGAUUAAGAUUACAAUCAGAAUGUGAUGUGGCGAGGACAGGGUUUAUUUGGCUUUGCAUCUA
Papaver somniferum (opium poppy) is the source of this 1267-nucleotide messenger RNA. Its product is annotated as ras-related protein RIC2-like. Gene Ontology annotation, molecular function: GTPase activity; GTP binding. The record is from RefSeq and is a predicted model, not a curated record. The transcript has 2 exons. NCBI's taxonomy places the organism in Eukaryota, Viridiplantae, Streptophyta, Magnoliopsida, Ranunculales, Papaveraceae. The coding region runs from base 281 to 937 and encodes 218 amino acids. Gene Ontology annotation, cellular component: endosome.